GGUUGGAGAGUAUGGUAACAUGCAAAUUACGAAAUUAUAACCACGAAAAGAAACGAAUUAUUAAGUCCAAUCAGCCAUGCUUGAUGGGGUGCCAGAAGUCAAUGAAAGUUGAAUGAACUAAAAGAAAUGGAAGAGAAGAUCAAAUGGAAAGAGCCAAUCAAUGGAUUCAAUACAUUUUUUACCGAAGAAAGUUAUAGACGUAUGGUAAAGGAGGAGACAUUUGAGAGCAAAUUGUUGUCGAGUAUAAAUGCCCUCAAAUUAAAGUCGGCAGCAUUAUUGGAAGCAUCAAAUAAUGAAGAAGAAAACACACAGAAUAAAUUUCAAGAAGAGAAAGAUGAAGAAUAUUAUUUGCCAAAUAAAGAUAUGCUUACACAUAGAAAAGCUGGUUUACAACAGAAAUCCUCAUUAUCUAAAUUUGAACAACGGAAAUACAUCGAUCUCUUUCUCAAGUUACGGCACAAAACAUAUCAAGUUGGUCAAAAUCUGUCAAAUGUUGAAAAAAAAGAAUUGGCUGAUUUUGAGGCCCUACAGAUCAGAGUAACAACAGAACAGUCUCAGUUUUUAAACAAUUUGAGAGAAGUCUCCAACAACCAGGGUGUCUACACGUUUUUAUCACCAGCCGGUCGAAGAUAUUUUCAGGAAAGACAACACGAAAAACUGAAAAUAGUAGAAGAAUUACCUAGACACUAUAUCAACAUCAAUAAGACGUUACCUUUAGCAAUACAAGUUAAUAUUGAUACACCACCACCAACACUUCAGUUUGUAAAGACAUUAGCAGAACUGGGUUCAGCUCCAAAAAUAACUCUACCUACUUUAAUAGUGAAUGAGAAAAAAAUGAUUCCAAUGGAGUAUGAUAAAAUAGCAGCACAAUAUCCACCAGUACAUAUUCAAAAAGUUGAAGGAAAAUUCAAUCACGAGGUUUGCAGUAAAGACAGUAAUUGUGAGGUUUUAGCGUGUAAAACAUUCAGUCAUAUUGUUGUGUGUACCAGUGUGUUACGAUGUCUAGUUAAUAACCACGCCCCAGACUUUAGUCGUACCUGGGAAAUACCCUUCACUGUUAAAGUACAUGACGUGGAAUAUCAAGGAAAGAUUGUUAAACAAAAAGUGGUGUAUUUCGAUAAACCUUUACCACAAAAAAACUUGACUAUGCGUGAUAAAAAUACAUUGCAUCAUAAAUAUGCGCUUAGAGCAUUCCUUGCCAAAGUUAAUCGAAAAAAUAUCAAUUUGCCGAAAGAACCCCUAAAACACACCAUGCCAACAACAUGUGUGAAAUCAAAAGUAGGUGACAAUUCUAAAACGUCUAAGGUUGACGAUGAUGACCUUUUUGGUGAUACGUGUAUGGACGAUGUCGAAACUUUUGGAGGCGAUGUAUCUCCUGUAAAUAAGAGCUCCAAAGAGUUAACAGAUUUCUCGCAAAAGAAGAAAUGUACACCUCCAAAGCCUGUUGGUCCUCGAAAAACUUCAAAAGGGGAUAAUGAUUUUUUCAGUGAUACGAAUAUUGAUGACAUUGAGACAUUUGGAGAUUCUGUAAAACCUGAAAAUUUAAAACUGAGAGUUUCAACCCGAUCUAAAACUAAAUGCGAGCAGACGAAAGGUACAAAGACUCCCCCUGAACCACCUCCUUCAACGUCUGGAAGUACGAGCAAUAAAUCAAACACACUAGAUGUUGAAGAACUGAAUAAAGAUUUGUUCGGAUCUGAAAGUGAAACAGACACAAGAAGUGUGAUGGGUGAAAGAAGUCCCAUUGAUAAAGCAGACACAGUAAGUAAGGGAGGUAAUUCAGAUAUAACAAACAUUAAAAAUACAGAACUGAUAGAGAAUGUAGAAAAAUCACAAGAUAAGAUACCGGAGAUAGGAUUGAAAUCUGAACAUUGGAAAGAAACAUCAGAAAGCCAGACACCAGGCGUUACGGAGGAUGACGCUGGAAAAAACUUAGACAAGAAAUUACCAGUUGACGAAUCAAGUCUUUCUGAAUUGUCUGAUAUUGAGCCACACACUGUAGAUGGUAGAGAAAUUAAGAUCGGUGUUGAGUCUAAAAUAAAGUCACAUAUUGAUACUGUGUCCGAUGCACCUAUGACAUCUGGAUGUGAUUCGGAAAUGGAUAAUUUAAUAAUUGAUGCACCAGCAUGUGACAAACCAAGGAAAAUAGUCCCAAAUAUGGACGAUACAGAUUCAUCCGACACAGAUGCUAAUUUGGUUAUCGAUAUUGAUGAAUCCAAUCAAAAAAUUCUUAAAAAACGUAAAGUGGAGGAAAUAUUCUCACCCAAUGAAAGCAUGGAUGAAAAUUUUAUUUGUAAUCCGUCCCCAAUCCGAGUGAUCAACUUGACUAAAAAAGAUAGAAAUGUACCGAACAGAAAUAAUAGUGCAAUUUUCAAACAAAAAUGGAGGUUGCGACGGCUGUCUUCAGGUGGUGAGACAAGUACGCCUUUAAACGGUAAUGUUGUUAGAUUGCGCAGUGGGCGAUUAAUCAAUUCAGACGCAAGUGCGGAUGAAAGGUCUUCUGUGGGAACUACGAGUCAGUCGGAUUCUGAAAGUGUCUUCACUCCCCCUAAAAAGCCACGCAAAAUGGAGGAAAUAUGUUCCCCUGACGUCAUUACACCAGACGAUGGUAGUGAAUUUCCUGUAAAAGUUAUCCCCCUUGAUCCUCAGGAAUACGGUCAAAUCAUCAUGUUGAAGAAUAAGCCAAAGAGGAAAAGAUGCGUACGCAGGUCGUCAGUAGAGAAAGAGACUCCACGAAUAUUAAGAUCACGUAAUAGAAGUAUUAGUACAGAAUCAGGUGAUAAUGAUGGGAGUGAUAGUGUUGUCUCUGACGAGGGGUCGUUAGAUUCUGUUGUUAAACAGAGGAGAAGAUCAGCUAGAUUACAGACGUCAAUUAAGGAGGAGACAACACCAGUUAUCAAUGAGCAGAAAUCAAUCGCUAAAAAUAGAAACAGAAAAGAAAAACCGGAAAUUGUCAAUGUCCCAAGCAUGGAACAAUGUGACAUUAAAACUGAAGAAUUACCUACUAAAAGAAAACGUGGACGUCCAAGAAAGAAACGUGUAGAAAACUGUGAAUCUAUUACUGCAGACGUUGAACUAAAUUUAAUAGAAAAUAUCAGUACUGAUGUCAAACCAGAUGUAGCAGACGGACAGGAAAUGGAAACCAUGACGACAGGUACAAUAAUCAACAGGCAUGAUGAAAUGCAAAAUGAUGUACCAACAGAAACAAAACCAGUGAAAAACUCAAUUUCAGUUGAAACCAACGAUUCCCAAGGGAAUUCAACAUUAGCAGACAGGAUGAGUGUAAACUUGAAAUCAGAAACUAGAAAAAACAACCCACUGUUUGUAUUAGAUAAAGUUGAAGAGAAAUCAAGAAUGGGUGAAAAAGUUCUAGAACAAAACAAGGAAAGACAACCCAUAUUACUCGAUAAAACCACUGCCAAGUCCAAGGAAAGGAAAUCUCAUGUUAUGGCAGCUGAUUCAGAGAAGACAGAUAAAAACGCACAGAUAUCGAAAGAUAAAACAACUGUUGAUAUACCUGGAGAUCAACAACAAACACAAAGUAGGUUCUAG
Patella vulgata (common limpet) is the source of this 3552-nucleotide messenger RNA. RefSeq lists its product as uncharacterized. Lineage: Eukaryota; Metazoa; Mollusca; Gastropoda; Patellidae. The coding region runs from base 127 to 3552 and encodes 1141 amino acids. The record is from RefSeq and is a predicted model, not a curated record. The transcript has 10 exons. Gene Ontology annotation, biological process: snRNA transcription by RNA polymerase III; snRNA transcription by RNA polymerase II; positive regulation of transcription by RNA polymerase III.